GGGAUAACAGGGGAGAUCACUGCCGUCUGGUGAUAUCACAUGUGAGCACGGGGGAAUUUAUUCCUCCUCGCUCUCGGCUUCCCUUAACCUCCCUUCCCCACCUAGAAUACGACAGCGAGGAGUCAACACCACUUCCCCAGAAAGCAAACACACCGUAGGGGAAGGAAGCUAGUGAGCUCAUGAAUCACUGCAGUUGUACCCCAGGGCCUCAAAACCCUGACAGAGCAAAGAGCAUCUGCAAACCUGCCGUCCUUUCUCCCGGGAGGUGGGGCGCGUGCUCUCGGCCCUCUUAGUGGAGAGGUGUGGGAGGAGCACUCCGCAGCCCCAGCACAUUUGCAAACCGGUUGACAGAGUCGAGCCAACUCCCUUUACUGGCAAGAACAGACAGACACAGAGCACAAAGCUACAACACUGGCACCCCCAGGCAAGCCAAAGCAUAGAUGACCAAAAAGCCGGAGGGAUGCAGAUACAAGGAAGACUGGGGAAGGCAGGUUUCCAAGCCCUGGAGCUUCUGAGGACGCAGCGUUCAUAGGUCUCGGCAAAGGGACUUUCGCCAGCCUUCAGCUAAAGAAAACGGCAAGUUCUUGGCUUUAAAUAUCAGGGCAGGGACUCUGCAAGUGGGGUCCUUUCCCAGGGACUGAAUAAUCCAAUGAGAAGUAGUCGGAGACCAUUGCAGAGAUGCGCUCGGCCUUUGGAGGAGGAAAGUGAAACAAGACAAGACGCCGGGGCGAGGAGGAGGGUGAAAGCCAGCGGGGAAGAUGGACAAGUUCCGGAUGAUCUUCCAGUUCCUCCAGUCCAACCAGGAAUCGUUCAUGAACGGCAUCUGCGGGAUCAUGGCCCUUGCCAGUGCCCAGAUGUAUGCGGCCUUUGACUUCAACUGCCCCUGCCUGCCACGCUACAACCUGGCCUACGGCCUGGGCAUCCUGUUCGUGCCCCCGCUCGUCCUCUUCCUGCUGGGGUUCGUGAUGAACAACAACGUGUCCAUGCUGGCGGAGGAGUGGAAGAGGCCUACAGGCAUGAGGCAGAAGGACCCGGCCGUGUUGCGCUACAUGUUCUGCUCCAUGGCUCAGCGGGCCAUGAUCGCGCCUGCGGUCUGGAUCUCCGUGACGCUGCUGGACGGGAAGUGCAUCCUGUGUGCGUUCAGCACCUCGGUGCCGGUGGAGAAGCUGGGGAACCUGAGCUACACAGGCCUGUCAGAGAAGGAGAUGAAGAGGAUACUGGCCCGGAUCCCCUGCAAAGAGAUCUACGAUGGGCAGCAGCUCAUCCCCAAUGAGGUGGCCAUCAGAUACUUGCGCUGCAUCUCACAGGCUCUGGGCUGGUCCUUUGUGCUGCUGAUGACCAUGCUGGCAUUCCUCGUGCGGUCCCUGCGGCCCUGCUUCACGCAGGCCGCCUUCCUGAAGAGCAAGUACUGGUCCCACUACAUCGACAUCGAGCGCAAGCUGUUCGACGAGACCUGCACGGAGCACGCCAAGAGCUUCGCCAAGGUCUGCAUCCAGCAGUUCUUUGAGGCCAUGAACAAGGACAUGGGCAUGGGGCACCCCCACCUGCCUGAGAAAACGCCCUCCGAGGCAGGGGAGGAGAAGGAGAAGCUGCUGGGCAUCACGGACCAGGGCACCAUGAACAAGCUCCUGAAGAGCUGGCACAAAUGCAAGCCCCCCCUGUGCCUCCAGCAGGAGCUCUUCCAGAACAGGAACGGCUGGGCUGGGGAGAGCCAGCCGCUCAGUCCCGGCAGCCUGCCCAAGAGGGAGAUCAUCGCCUACUACAGUAGAGUAUGAGGGUGGGCUACAGAGACAGGGUCUAGGAGUGGCCCAAGGUUUCUCUUCCAAGGGAGGCAAAGACCCGCAAUCAGUCCAGAGCCCAACCCUGCCUCGCUGCGCUUCAUUAGCCGAGCAGAGACAGAGACCCCGACCCCAAUUGGGAGCGGGGGGCGAUGGAGAUGGGAGAAAGGAGAACACGGGGAAGAUGAGCACCUGGCGUCCCCCUUCCACAGCAACCAGGUUUGUGGGUGCAAAGCCACGUGGCCAUGCUGUUACCCCUUUGCACGCCCUGUAUGCUGCAGUCCCAAAUCCAGAUGGCUUUGCCUCCUAGCUGCACAGGCUACAGCUGCUCCCUGCAUCUCCAUGUGCAGCUGGUAACCUCCCCUGGAUUCAGCAGCCCUCCCAAACCAACUUUGUUGUGCAGAUGGCACCUCUGACGUAGGUCUCGGGGAAGCCCAUACACUACGGGCCAGGAUGUGACGGUAGCAAAACGGGGGUGGUUUUGUGUCCGUUGCUAAGGGCAAUACUAUGAGACUCCUGCAGGGCUUCCUUCCCUUUCAUCGCAUGCUAUUCUCCAUCUAAAAAAGGAGCAGGAACAUAAGGCACCGAGUGUGACCGACCUCUCGGCACUUAGGCAGUAUUACCAAUAACCUGCUGAGGGCACGUGCUCCUCUACACAUGCUUCUCUGGUUUUAAAGCAUGAGCUAUGAGAAAGCAUCCAGUCUUGUGACCUAACCUCACCAGUUACUAUCUGAGCUACAAUCCCAGGAUCAAAGCUCAAAUCCCUGCACGACGAGUCCCAGGGCCCAGAGGCUACAGGAAGCUUUCAAGUAAGUCUGAGCAAAGCAGCUGUGGAUGUUGCAGUGAAUUAAUUAACACACACUAGAUGCAACAGAAAUUGCUCGUCUGUGUGUCACUGGUCCUAUCCGGCUACGGAUUUGGGGAGAUUCUCUUUUAAGUCAAACAAGCUGGACUGAUGCUUC
Gavialis gangeticus (Gharial) is the source of this 2740-nucleotide messenger RNA. It is a transcript of the gene CALHM1, whose product is annotated as calcium homeostasis modulator 1. NCBI's taxonomy places the organism in Eukaryota, Metazoa, Chordata, Crocodylia, Gavialidae. Gene Ontology annotation, molecular function: monoatomic cation channel activity. The transcript is spliced from 2 exons. The coding region runs from base 759 to 1775 and encodes 338 amino acids. The record is from RefSeq and is a predicted model, not a curated record.